AUGGACCAUAAUACAAUAUUUGCAAUACAAUCUAUUCCAUCUAUUGUUAAUAUUAAUAAAUUUAAUCAACAUAAUUCAAGACUAAUGAAAACUGGUUAUAAACGGAUUAUACCAAUGUGUAAUGAAAUGAAUUUGAAGAAAAUGAAUCUUAUUGACAAUGAUAAUAAAGAUGAUGAUGAUUCUAUGGAAGAUCAAAGGAUUAAUAUUCCAAAUAAUAAUAUUCAACAACAACGACACCAUGAAGAACAAGAUGUAAUUACACAUCAAUCUGUACUACAUCGAAGUUUAGCUGAAUGUUUAAAACGUUUAUGUAAUGAAAUACAAAGUAAUCAUUUUCUACCAAUUACAAUGAAUGCAUCAAUUAAUAGUGAUACAAUUAACUCAAUUAACAAUGAUUAUUCAACUUGUAUAACUACACCUAUCACUACUCCUACUACUAAUGUCAAUACUACUAAUACUAGUACUUCAAUGUAUCCAACUCAAGCAUUAGACUUGAGUAUAACAUCGAAUAUUACAUUAAACGAAAGUAUAUCCAAUGAUUCAUUGAAUAUAACUAAUACAUUCAAAAAGAGUUUAUCACCUUCACCAACAUUAUCCUCAUACUAUUCAUUAAAUAAUAAUAAUAAUAAUAAUAAUAACUUUACUACACUCACUUUAUCUUCCUCAUCUUCUGAUUCAUCUACUUCAUUGAUGUCUUCAUUUUCAAAUAAUACUAUGCCGCAACAAGAACAGCAACAAAGAAACACAGUUAGUUUAACAAAUAUCACCAAUCAAACUGAUUCACUUAUAAAUAGUUUAAAUUAUGACACUAAUAAUAUUAAUACUAAUGUUAGUAGUAGUAAUGAUAAUCAUAGUCAACAACAAACUAUUCACUACGAUUCUCCGAAUAUUAUCAAUACUGGUAAGUAUUGUGGUAUUCCUAGUGUACUGGCAACUACUCAUAGUCUUAGGGACAGUAAUAAUAAUAAUAAUAAUAAUAAUAAUAAUAAUAAUAAUAAUAUAGAUUAUUGA
Molecule: messenger RNA, 1011 nt
Organism: Schistosoma spindalis
Lineage: Eukaryota; Metazoa; Platyhelminthes; Trematoda; Strigeidida; Schistosomatidae
Source: the annotation of a GenBank genome assembly